This is a messenger RNA of Amaranthus tricolor (Joseph's coat), 2064 nucleotides long. Its product is annotated as carbon catabolite repressor protein 4 homolog 5. The record is from RefSeq and is a predicted model, not a curated record. NCBI's taxonomy places the organism in Eukaryota, Viridiplantae, Streptophyta, Magnoliopsida, Caryophyllales, Amaranthaceae. The coding region runs from base 197 to 1480 and encodes 427 amino acids. Gene Ontology annotation, molecular function: 3'-5'-RNA exonuclease activity. The transcript has 14 exons.
AUUGAAUUAGUGAUUACACCAAGUUAAAAGUCAAGUAAUAUAUAGUCUAUGGCAGGGAAUCCGUUGAAGAGGAAGAACAUGAAAAUUGGUGUUGCUUUGCCAGGGACAAAAAAUGGCCUAAUUUAUUACCAAGCUGAACAAGAUCGACUUCCACCGCCUUCUAAACCGCGCAUGUCUGCCGUCGCCACCGGAGAAGAUGAAUAGCUAUUACUCUUGUACACGCUAUAAUUCAUAUAGCAAGAAAAGAAAAUUUGUUCAUGAAGAAAUUGAACAAGAACAAACCCUAAAAAGCUGCAUUGUUAGACGGAACUCUAAGUCUUCAAGCUCAAUUCAAUCUUAUUCUUCGUACCAGAGGCAGAAACAUACCAAGCAGAAAAGCAGGACUCAUCAUAGUUAUCGCAAAUGGAGUUAUUCGGAUUAUGAUUCCUCUGCUGGUGGAGAUAAGCUGGUACUUGUAUCAUACAAUGUUUUAGGAGUUGAAAAUGCAUCAAGACAUCCUGAUUUAUAUUAUAAUGUUCCACUCAAGUACCUGAAUUGGGACCAUCGUAAAUUAGCUAUAUACAAGGAGUUAGCACAGUAUGAUCCUAGCAUUGUUUGUUUUCAGGAAGUUGAUCGUUUUAAUGACUUACAUGAUGCCCUAAAACAGGAUGGGUUUGAAGGUAUUUUAAAGGCUCGGACAGGUGAUGCUCAGGAUGGAUGUGCAAUAUUUUGGAAACAUAAACGAUUUAAACUUAUGCACGAGGAAAGCAUUGAAUUUCAGAGCUUUGGCUUGCGUAACAAUGUUGCUCAGUUUUGUGUUUUAAAGAUGAAUGAUGAUGGAUUGAAUUCUGAUCGACAAAUGUCAAAUCCUACAACUUUGUUGGUUGGAAAUAUACACGUUCUUUUCAACCCAAAUCGAGGAGACAUCAAGCUAGGGCAGGUACGCCUGUUCCUGGAGAGGGCACAUAUAUUAUCUAAAAAAUGGGGUGGAAUACCUAUUGUCCUUGCUGGCGACUUUAACAGUGUGCCUCAGAGUGCUGUAUAUCAGUAUAUAUCCUCUGCAAAGUUACAUAUCUUGGAACAUGACCGGAAAAGAGUUUCUCAAAAGAUGCCUCUGUAUCACACUUGUUAUACCAAGUCGCCAUUCAGACGGAAGUCCUUUACAUGUAGAUGGAGAGAUGAGGAAGUGAAGCUUGCCACUGGAAAUGAGAAAGCCACUUGUCUGCAGCACAACUUAAAUCUCCGCAGUGCGUAUGUUGGUGUUCCAGGGAACGUCACAUUAAGAGAUAAUAUGGGAGAACCCUUGACAACAUCAUGCCACUCGAAGUUCAUGGGAACUGUGGAUUAUAUAUGGCACACUGAACAGCUUGUUCCUGUGAGAGUCCUUGAGACAAUAUCUGGAAAUGCAUUGGACAAAAUGGGUGGGCUCCCCAGUAAGAAUUGGGGCAGUGACCAUGUAGCAUUAGCAUGCGAAUUUGCUUUUGCCAACCGUGAAGCUUAAAAUUUGUCUAAUAUCGUUACACUUCCUGAUAUGAUUUGCAAGUAUGGUGUACAACGCAUUAUAGCUUGCUUCCAUGGACAAUUUCAAGUGUUUCGAUCUUAUUCAUGAAACCUUGAACGUAAGUAUCGAUGAAAUCUGUCGUUCAGUUCCUAGGCGCUCAAAAUGUGGCGACAGAAUUGUAAGAGAAUAGAAGAAACUGAGGAUAAGGAUGAGCAAGUCAGAAAUCCAUGUCACAGCACAGGCAGAUGAAUACAUCAAAGGAAAGCCAAGAACAUCGAGAGUGAAUCAUCAGGAAGUCUGUUGAUUGAAACGAGCUGAUUUUACACUGUUUAUUCUGUUUUCAACUGACGUUUUAGAGGAACUAUAAGUUGAGCGAAUGCUAGCAUGUAUGUUGAACAUUAUGUUUUAAGCUUAUAUGUAAACUAAAUUCAUGAGUUAUCGUCACUAAUUGGCUAGCCAUGAAAUAUCCUUUUUUGUAUUUGAAAUUUAAUAAAUCAAGAUAAAUUGACAUGGGUAGUUCUGAUUACAAUUUGUUUAUGUUUUACUGCUUUUUUGAAUUUUGGUGGAGAGGAGAAUCUGCUACU